AUGUCAGGUUUGAGAAAACCAAGGCUACCAACACUCUUUCAGAGCCGAGCCACCGACACUUCGCUCAUAAAUUGUCAGAAGUGUUUAGAGAAAGGUCAUUGGACUUAUCAAUGUACAAAUCAGCGAAAGUAUCUCAAACGCGAAUCAUACACCAGUAUACUGGGGAAAAAGCUUGAAACUCAGAAAAAGUCAAAGAUUCAAAAAAAAACAAACACUAAAUCAUCAUCCUCAAGCUCUAGUUCGUCCUCUGAUUCUUCGACUUCAAGUUCUGGGGACGACUCUGAUGAUGGGGAAUCUAGCUCAGAAUGUAGUUCAAGCAGUAAUGAAAGUUCUAGCGACGACUCAUCUUCCAGUACUUCCUCAUGUUCCGAAAGCAGCCGGUCUUCUUCCUCCACACGUUUAAAGCGCACAAAGGGAUGAUUGUAAUGCGUCGGCAUUUGAGGUCUGAUGUGGAAGCCGCCGGGAUGAAAUCUGUAAAACAUGUUCAAACAAUUUGUUAUGACGAGAUAAAUAUGAUAACAGCAAUCGGAUUAUCGUUAUUGUAUCCAAACACAGAUUGCCGUACCUUAGCAUCAGUAAUGUGGUUUUAACACUGGAUGAGACGAAUCCUUAUGGGAUAGUGAUGAUCAAGCACAGUGUCGCCUAAUACCUUCAAAUUGAACGGUUCAGGUUUCCUAAGCAUAAUGUGAAAAUGCUCUCACCGAUGCGUCGUAAACCUAAAUUUCCGCGUCCAGACUAACAUCUUGACAAUGCCAAAGAUACCUUAGAUUGAUGAAAAUCACAAUUUGCAACCUAAAUUGCAUGAACAUAAAUCAAGAAGUUCCAAUUCAGUGGUAUUGUGCGCAUCGCAAGUCCUGAAGGUUUCAGGUUUUAUUCUGCGUAAGGUAGUAGAAAAGUAAUUUUUUGAGAUGAGUCCCUACCUGAAAUUCGUAGGGAUAUAGCAGCCCACAUACAAUUGAGUUUGUUUACAUCUAAUUCCGUUAAGCCCUUUUGUUAACUUAUUUAAUGGACAGUCAUUCAUACAACAACAAACUAUCUGUACCAUUGUACUUUUAUUAUAUACGCUUGAACAUUGCUUGCUGCCUACGCAUGUAUUCAUUCCGCUAGCCUUAUUAUUAAUCGCUCAACUGAUUUGAUGAUUCAUGCUUUUCCUUAUAUAUAUAUAUCUUAGUCCUGUUUACUGCACUGCGCUACACCGUACUGUACACGCUUACUCAUUCAUUCGGUCCUCACGCUCACUCGCCUACUUUACGGUACUGCUCUUUCAUGCUUGCUUAACGUGCCUGUAAUAUUGGAUAUCUGUGUGUGGUUCAGUAAUAAACGCAAUCAACCCCUCGUAUUCGCCUUCUGAUUUAUACACCGUUAGGACGUUAUCGAGUAGUGGUUAAAAGCGUGUUGAUGUUACAUCCUCCAGUGCAAAGUUUCUUUUCGUGCAAAAAUUAGACUAUAUGUAAAUGGUCGGAUCCCACGUUUUUGACUCCAAUGAAUGCCCUUCAGGUGCCCAUUAUUAAAGAGAAAUAAUUUGUUGUUUAUCACCGCUACAUUUCUUAAGAAGCUAUGCUGAAUUUUGAUUACUAUUGCGAAUUACUCGGUUACAUAUAUAAAGUUCAAACAUCAUAAAAAUGGGAUAAAUAAAUCAUUAUAAAAAAUAAACACAACUGUUUUUCUUUUAAUGGAGCGACUGUUAACUAAGUCUCAUGUUCCGAUCUUACUGCACCUACUUCAGCUUGGACUGUUAGUCAAUAUGUCUAGCCCUCACAGAAAUAAGGUGACUUAAAGCUGGCCACAUAUAUUUCGACUUUAUAAAUAGAUCGUGUUAAUAUACUGAAAUGUCAAAGAGUUGCUAAUUCUCUAUUGUAGUUGUUGGAGAGCCCGUUCAGUGCUCUUGGAUUUUCAGUGGUUUUCUAACUAGUGUUAGUUCAUGCCUAAAAUUAAUAUAUAAAAUCAGUCUAUCGGAUUUUAAGCCUUUAUGCGCAUAAAUAUAUUUUCAAUUGAUUAAUCAUUGAGCAGUGACCAAUGCCAAAUAUAUAUAAUCAGUCUGAACUCCAUGAGGAAUUGCUCUAAUUGUUAUUGUUUCUUUAUGUUAUGGUACAUGUAUCUCAGUUAUUCUUACCGUAUAUGGAAGCUGCGUAAGUUGGUUUUAAAAAAGUUCUAACUUUUAAAAGGCUAUUGAUACUACCUGGGUACUGAAGUGGAAACUGACGGAACUUAGUCUGAACCCAAAAUCCAUUAGUGAAAACAGAUCGCUUUAGUCAGUAAGUUACUGCUUCAUAUUCUCAACUAAUUUUUCUUACGAGUACAAUGUAAACUCAUUCCUUCACAUCAAAGUUUAAGUUUUAUAGAUGAUCUUAGUGCUCUUUUCGAUUAGAUAAAGUAAACAAAAUCAAUAAGAUUUCAAAACGUGUUGAAUAGGUUUUCUUACCUCAGUGUCAGUUAACUGUGUUUUAUGGGAAAGCUAUUGACCCUUUAUUUUCUGGAAUUCUUUAAUAUUGAACGUUAAACUGUUCAAUAAUU
Messenger RNA from Schistosoma rodhaini, 2514 nucleotides. The record is from the annotation of a GenBank genome assembly. NCBI's taxonomy places the organism in Eukaryota, Metazoa, Platyhelminthes, Trematoda, Strigeidida, Schistosomatidae.